UGAGGCGCCGCCACUGUCUGCUAUCAUGACUAACCGCCGUCACCCAACAAGGGUGGUUGGCACGUCUGGGGCAGUACUUGCCGCGAAGGUACUGGGCCCAGAGCGACUUUCCUUCCCUGAAGCGCCACCACAACUUGUAGGAGAAGGCAGUAACUAUAUCCCUAAGACGGCGGAUGCCAAGGCCUCCCUCAGCGAAAGGGCGACAAAUAGAGUCCCAACUCACCCAGUGGGUACGUCUCCCCCUCCCGGAACCGUCCUCGUAACCCCAGAAAUAACGAGCCAUGAUCUGGUAAAUCUCGUCAAGAGUAGACCUAGGGGCGUCGAGGACCAUGAGCAAGUGAAGCGGAAGAGAGCUAAGGGUGCUCUUGAUCAGCGCAAGCCGACCACCGAAAGAAAGGUGUCUAUGCGACCAGCCCGAGAUCCUAUCGAUCAUCCUCUGUCUAAUGUCCACAAAGAGCGCUCUCGAGAGCACAUCAUGGAUGCUGACAUGCCGCAGGGUUUUCGUGAUCUAAACAUAAGUUACGGCGGGUCGACCGAUCCAUCUUGUCAUAUGAGGAGUUUCGAGAAUAUGGCGGUUUUGCAUCGCUAUAAUGACCCUGUGCAAUGUCGAGCUUUCCUAACAACUUUGCGGGGAUCUGCACAGGAUUGGUUUCACCAACUACCAGCGGAAGCCAUCAAGGACUUUGAAGGAUUCAGUGCAAGCUUCCUCAAUCAAUUUGCAAGUGUUCGACCGCAGGAGAAAUCGUAUCUGACCUUAAUGGGCAUCCAGCAGAAGGAAGGUGAGUCGUUACGAGAUUAUGUGGCGAGAUAUACGCGAUUAUGCGUCGAGGUGCCCAGGGCGUCGGAGGAGAUAAAGGCAGGAGGUUUGACACGAGGGUUGCUACUGGGCUUGUGCAGGAAUUCUCUGGCAAAGCACCCGGGAAGAACGUUCGACGAAGUGCUGGGAAGAUGCGCGAAGUAUAUGAAUGUCGAAGAGGCAGAGAUCGAUUUCUCGCGAACAGCUAAAGAAAGUAAAGCUGACCCUCAGGAUGAGAGAAGGGAGAAGAGAAUUUCCUCGACUGGGGAGAGAAAGGGGUCUCCACGAGCAGAGAGAGAGGGGCGACCUAGGGGUUGGAGGCCGACUCAAUACACCCCUUUGUCGGCCCCUCAAGCGCGAAUCCUGAAGGUGAUGGAAAGAGAAAUUCAUGACAAUGUUGUCAGAUGGCCCAAGACGAGAAAGGACGGACCAACGAGACCAAAGAGCAACCUAUAUUCAAUUGAAGUCGAGGUGGACAAGUUGCUGCAGGCGGGGCACGUCAAAGAAAUCCAAUUUCCCGAGUGGAUAUCCAACACCGUGAUGGUAAGAAAGGCACUAAAUAAAUGGUGCAUGUGCAUCGACUUUCGUGACUUAAACUUGGCCUGCCCAAAAGAUUAUUAUCCCUUACCACGAAUUGAUCAACUCGUCGACUCCACGGCUGGUUGCGAAUUAUUGAGUAUGAUGGAUGCAUCUCAAGGAUACCACCAGAUUCCGUUAUGCCCAGAAGAUCAAAGUAAGGUGAGUUUCGUGACGAGUAAAGGGACGUACUGCUAUGUCGUCAUGCCCUUUGGGCUUAAGAAUGCUGGAGCAACCUACCAACGGCUGAUGGACCGAAUGUUCAAAUCUCAGAUCGGGCGAAAUAUCGAGGUAUAUGUGGACGAUGUCUUGGUGAAAAGUAAGGCCUCAACCUCACACCCAAACGAUUUAAGGGAAACAUUUCAAACCCUUAGGGCGUUCGGGAUGAAGCUGAACCCAAGUAAGUGUGCCUUUGGAGUAAAGGCAGGACGAUUCCUGGGGUAUAUCGUCACAGAGCGAGGAAUCGAGGUAAACCGGGAGAAGGUGAAAGCCAUACUCGACAUGGCCCCACCAAGAAAUAUAAGAGAUGUGCAAGUUUUGACGGGACGAAUUGCGGGACUAAGCAGGUUCAUCGCUAGAGCUGCAGAGAAAAGCUUCCCAUUCUUCAAAUUGUUAAAGAAAAAGUCGACCUUCUCAUGGAGUGACGAAGCACAAAUGGCCUUCGACAAAUUUAAAGAAUUCUUGGGCGAGCUACCCUUGUUGACAAAACCAGAGCCCGGCGACGAGUUGGUGCUUUAUAUAUCUGUGGGUUCGGUAUCACUAAGUUCAGUGUUAUUGCAAGAAGAAGGAGGUGUCCAACAGCCAAUUUACUACACCAGUCAAGUUCUUCAGGGUGCAGAGACGAGAUAUUCUGAAAUCGAGAAAGCCGCCUUGACACUGGUGAUAACGGCUAGAAAACUAAGGCCAUAUUUCCUGAACCAUGUGGUAUUAGUCAGGACGAACUUUCAACUAGGUGAAACACUGGGCCGGCCCACGGUAUCUGGUCGACUCGUCAAGUGGGCAGUCGAGCGGAGCGAAUAUUCAAUCAAGUACGAACCAAGACGAGCCAUAAAGGCCCAAGACCUAGCAGAUUUCAUCCAAGAAGGUACCAAGGGGGAAGAAAAGAAAUGGGUCAUUCACGUCGACGGGUCCUCAGCGGCCAAAGGAUCAGGUCUGGGAAUU
Molecule: messenger RNA, 2533 nt
Organism: Striga hermonthica
Lineage: Eukaryota; Viridiplantae; Streptophyta; Magnoliopsida; Lamiales; Orobanchaceae
Source: the annotation of a GenBank genome assembly